GUUAUCAAACGCAUCACCGCCUGACCGCUUCCUCUCGAGCGCCCCCUACUGGCCAGAAAUGAUGCUCCUUCUGAUGACGUCACCGGUAGAGUUGUCAUGGCGUCUUUUGGACCGAAUCUGCUGCUGCAAUUUAGCUAGAAUCUGUCGACAGGCGCUAAAUGGAAAUGGAGAAAAAUGCAGACGUGCAUCGAGAGGCCGUCGGCUGCGACAGCAUCGGGGCGGACACCGGCGACGCUCCGGCGGCGGGAGGCGGGACAGGGACGGCGGAGAAACGGCCAAAUAGUGAGGCUCGUCUAAGCACUUUGCUGGGGAACGAUAGCUGUAGUAACAGCGCCGCGGAGGACCCGAGCACCCUUCACGUCAGCCCCGGUGCGGCCAGGUGUGAUUUAGCGCAGGUCCUGGAAGUCCUAGCCGGACCGCAGGCGAGUGAGGACGCCGAGUCGAGCGAGUCGCGCUCCGGGGAGCAGCGGCUCAGUAACGGGAUGGGGUCCGGUCCAGAUAAGGAGGGUGGCGCCUCAAAGUUAGUAAACAACCAAGGUGUGGACGAGAAGGAAAGCCAGCCCACCAAACUUGCCAAACCCACCCGUCUGUGCCCGGCCGGGACCAUCCCGGAGGACCUGAACGCCCCGCACGCCUUAUCCGAGCCGGACGCCAGCCUAGGCGGAUGCGAGUCCCGCAGCCUGGACUCCCUGGAGGACUCCUUCUCCAAGCUAAACUCCUGCCCCAGCUCGGACCUGGAGGAGCGGGGGCUGGCCCUGGCCCUGCACGGCGAGUUCGGCCCGGACGGCACCAAGGCGACGUGCGCCAAGGACCGAGCGGCCGGCCAGUCCAUCUACCACAUCAAGUGGAUCAAGUGGAGGGAGGAGAACACGCCGAUCAUCACCCAGAACGAGAACGGCCCUUGUCCGCUGCUGGCCAUCAUGAACGUGCUCCUGCUCGCCUGGAAGGUUAAGAUGCCCCCCAUGAUGGAGAUUAUUACAGCCGAGCAACUGAUGGAGUAUCUUGGAGACUACAUCCUGGAAACUAAACCUAAAGAGAUCACCGAGGCCCAGCGGCUAAACUAUGAGCAGAACAUGAGCGACGCCAUGGCAGUGUUGCACAAGCUGCAGACGGGCCUGGACGUGAAUGUCAAGUUCACAGGCGUGCGAGUCUUUGAGUACACCCCAGAAUGCAUUGUGUUCGAUCUGCUGGACAUCCCGCUGUACCACGGCUGGCUGGUCGACCCCCAGAUGCAUGAGAUUGUCAAGGCAGUGGGCAACUGCAGCUACAACCAGCUGGUGGAGAAGAUAAUAUCCUGUAAACAGUCAGAAAACAGCGAGCUGGCAGGCGAAGGCAUUGUGGCAGAGCAGUUCCUAAACAGCACAGCAACUCAGCUGACGUACCACGGCCUGUGUGAGCUCACAUCCACCGUGCAGGAGGGGGAACUCUGCGUCUUUUUCAGGAAUAACCACUUCAGCACCAUGAUUAAAUACAAGGGUCAGCUGUACCUGCUGGUGACAGAUCAAGGCUUCCUGACAGAAGAGAAGGUUGUGUGGGAGAGUCUUCACAACGUGGACGGAGAUGGCAAUUUCUGCGAUUCCGAGUUCCGGUUGAGGCCCCCGUCGGACCCGGAGACGGUGUACCGAGGACAGCAGGAUCAGAUAGAUCAGGACUACCUGAUGGCGCUGUCGCUGCAGCAGGAGCAGCAGAGUCAGGACCUCCAGUGGGAGCAGCUCCCCGGCAUCAGCGACCUGGAGCUGGCUAAAAAGCUGCAGGAGGAGGAGGACCGCCGAGCAUCGCAGUACUACCAGGAACAGGAGCAGGAACAGGCGGCUGCGGCGGCACAGGCGCAGGCUCAGCAAGAGGCUGCAGAGGGAGACGAGGCGAACAGAGGGGCUGCGGGAGCCGUCGGUCCAGCAGGUGGCGCCGGGACGGCGGCUGGCCAGGCCGUGGCCAGCCCGGGAAAACAGUCGUCCGGCGGGGAGCGCAAGGCCAAGAAGGAAGCCAAGGAGAAAGACAAAUGCGUCAUUUUGUAACGUCAAGCGAGCGUAUGGCAAUCCGUUGGAGCAUUUAGACCAUAUGCUUGAUAUCAAGCUUAAGGUCCAUGCACUAGUACGCUGUUUGUCCUCACUAGUAAGACAAUUUAGAGCACUGGUACGAUGACUGUGUCUUCUCACUAGUGUUUUUGACACUACUAGUGUCACUUUUGGCCUACUAGUAUGCCAUUAAACCUUACUAGUAAGCUACUGUGCUCCACUAAUACACCACUCGACCCAAAUAGUAGGCAUGUGACACACACUAGUCGCCUACCUACUUUAUCUACCUUAAGGUCCAUGUACUAGUAUGCUCUUUGUCCUCUCUGGUAGGACAACUUUGACAUAUUUGGACAAAUACAGGUUACUAGUGCACACUGCUACUAGUGAAGCGCUGGAUGUUAUCUUGUAGAAUUUUUUUUAAAUUCACUAAUAGUACUAGUAGAGCAUUUAUUCAAGAUCCUUGAUAUCCAGCUUAAGGUCCAUGUACUAGUACGCUCUUUGUCCUCUCUGGUAGGACACCAGUAGGACAACUACAUGUUACUAGUGAGGCAAAAGUUCAGUAGUUUACAUCUGUUUGCUAAUAGUACUACUUGUGAAGUGCUAGAAGUUAACGAGUAUAAUUUUACCGUGUCAUUAGUAGUAACACUAGCACACAGUUGUCAACGAGUGCACCGUUUUGCCUCAUUCGUAACAUGUCCUACUAGUGUGCCGAAGUUAUAGAAGUGAGGACAAAGAGUGUACUAGUACAUGGACAUUAUGCUGGAUAUCAAGGGUUAAGUCGUUAGAGCAUUUAUUCGAUAUCCUUGACAUUGAGCUUAAGGUACUAGUAUGCUCGAAGAAAAUUCAGCGCACUAGUAGAACAACAAGGGUGCACUAGUAGAAUGACUGUGUCUUACUAGUAAAAAAAAGUAAUUGACUACUAGUGUCACUUGGCCUACUAGUAGUAUGACUUUAAAAUGGAUAUCAAAUAAGUGAUCAAACAGCUUUGAUAUCCUUGAUAUUCAGUUUUAAGGUCCAUGGACUAGUAGGACAACUACAUGUUACUAGUGAGGCAAAAACUAGUGAAACUAGUAGAAUUUUAUACUAUCACUAGUAGCACGCAGUUGUGAAACAGCUUGCCAUGAAGACCAUUUAUUUGAUAUAUCCUACUAGCGCGCUUAACAGUCUUACUGGUGAGGACCAGGGGCAUCACUAGGUUUUUACAUUUGGGGUGGCUUAGCCGCCCCCCCCCCCCCCCCCGGAAAAAAUUGCCGGGGGGGGGGGUGAAGCUACCUUAAAAUAGGCCUAGCGACGCCACUGGUGAGGACAAAUAGCUUACUAGUACUUGGCACAAAUGCUCAGUCGGUUCACCUCACGCGCGUGCGUCCAGCGAGGGAAGGAGGAGACGCUCACAAGAGGAAUCGCUUCCCAAACCACUGGUGCCUGCCUGCCCUCCUCCACCGUCAGCGGACAGCAUACGACCCCGCCCACCCCGUGCCCCGCCCCCAGGAUCUCGGGACGAAGUCAGCCAAACUUUGUUACGACUUGCACACUGCGCUACAUUUGUCUUCUAUCCUUUUGCGCAAAAGGCAUCAUCUCCGGAAACUAAACGUUACUCAUGUUGGAACCUUUUCAUUCGUUAUUUGUUUAGUAUGUGUUACAGCUGCUUCUUAUAAGGAAGCUGUUGAUGUUAACAUUUCAUUAGUUUGAUUUUACGCUGGAAGGUAAGGAAAGCCGUGUCAGCAUUUAUUCCAUAUUCCUGAUAUCCACCCUGCAAAAACUCAAAUUCUUUCCAAGAAUAUUUGUCUUAUUUCUCAUCAAAACUAAUUAAAAUAGGAUGCAUCACGUAUAAAGUAACUUGUUUUUGGACAAUUUUCACUUGUUCACUUGCUAAUUUUUAUGUAAAAUAAGUAGAAAUAAGUAAAUAGUCAAAUUAGAAUGAGUUUCGAGACUUUUGACUAGAAACAAGACAAAUUUGAUUAUGAGUUUUUGCAGUGUAGGACUAUGCACUAGUACACUCUUUGUCCUCACUAGAGACAAUUCAGCGCACUAGUAGGACUGUCUUACUCUGAACGUUUUUUUUCUCCACCAUUAUUAGUCACUUUUGGGUUACUAGUACAGUGGGCUAUUGGGUGUGGAUCGUCAGUUACAGCUUUUUUUUCUUGGCCUAAAUACAACCAUACAGUACAACAUUGUUGUUUUAUAGUUUAAUUUGUGGCCUAAAACACACAGUACAGUACAAAAUUAUUGUAAGUAAAUAUUAAAAAAAAAAAAACUUUUACAAACUUACCUCCUGUGGGCCUGCUGUGCUCGCUAGCAUGCUAGCUCGCGCUAGCAAACUAGCCCACUCCAUUCCAUCCGAUAGCCGUUAAAUUGAGGUUCCAUUCAAUCGAGGUUUCACCGUAUGCAAUUAAACCUGGCUGGUAAACUACUGUGCUGCCCUAGUAACACUACUCGGCCCAACUAGUAGGCAUGUGUCAUCAUUAGUAGCCUCAUAGCACUAAAAUGCGCAAUUGUAGUUUUGCCUCACUUGUGGCACGUAGUUGUCCUAAUAGUGUGCAGAAAACUCAUACAGUACUGGAAGGGAGUAGUGGGGGAAAAAACAUUACUAGUAAGACGCAGUUGUUCCUCUAGUGUGCUGAAUUGUCUUGAGCAUUCAGUCAAUAUCAAGGACAUUCAAUUUAAGGUCCAUGUACUAGUAUGUUUUGUCAUCACUAGUCGGACAACUACAUCUUUCUAGUGAAACAAAACUGUGCACUAGUAGUUGACAGCUGUGUGAUACUAGUACUACUAGUGAAUCACUAAAUGGUAUCUUGUUGAAUUGCACAACUAUCAAGGAUUGAGCAUUUAUUCAAUAUCCUUGAUGUCCAGUUUAAGGGCGAUGUACUAGUAUGCUCUUUGUCCUCACCAGUAAGCCAAUUCAGUGCACUGGUAGGACAACUGUCUUACUAGUAAUGUUCUGUACAGUAGUAGGACAACUCUGGCGUACAAAUAGUACAACUACAUGUUAGUAGUGAGGCAAAAUUGCCUGCUACUAGAAGUGCUACUGACUAUAUAAUUGUACAAGUUAACAUCUAAUGCUAGUAGCGCACAAAUGACAACUAGUGCACAGCUUUACCUCAGUAGUAAUGUAGUUGUCCUUACGGUAUGCAGAAAUUUCAUACAAUAGUGGAAGGAAGUUGUAGAAAAAAGGUUACAAGACAAAAAACAUUGCUCGGUAGAGACAAGCGUUCUACUAGUGGACUGAAUUGUCUUAGUAGUGAGGACAAAGCGUGUACUAGUACAUGGACCUUAAAUUGGAUAUCAAGGAUAUAGAAAAAAUGACUUUCCAAGGGAUUAUUCUCCACUAAUGACUACUGGGCCACAUGGAAAAGAAAAGAAAAGAAAACAAUACUAUAAUAGAAUUCAUUGAAUUACAAGAAUAAAAUUCCGAAGAAUGAAGUCAAAAGAUAUAAGAAAAGAAGAGAUGCAAUUUUAUGAGAAUACAGUUGAAAUAUUACUAGAAUAAAGAGAAUAUUUUACCUGAAGAAAAUUACAGAAUAAAGUUAUAUGAAGAAAAUGACAGAAUAAAGUUAUAUUAAUGAAUACAUUUGUUUUUAAAAAAGCACUCAUUUUAGGAGAAUUCAGUUGUCGUAUUACAUGCACUUGUGCUAUGUUUAAAUUUGGAAAUGUUACAUUACAAUUUUUUUUCCAAUUCUCGCAUUUCGACUUCUUUUUUUGUAAAUUAGGACAUUGCUGUUACAACUGCAAAAUGUUCAAAACAAUUACCACUUGUAACAUAACCACAUGAUUAUGACUUUAUUCUCGUAAAAUGACGUCUUUAUUCUUGCAACAUUCUGACUUUUGUCCUGUAACGUGUCAACUUUAUUUCAGUAACAUUAUGAUAAUAUGGUGUAGUAAUACUAAUAUAACGCCCUAGUCUUCUCAAUUUUAUCCUCGUAAUAGUUUUUUUGCGAUAUCACAACUGUAUUGUAACAUUACAUUUUUGUAACAUUAUGACUUGUAAUAUUAUGCCCUCGUCACUACUUUUGUUAUAUUUGUGAUAUUCCAAUUUUAUUGUCGUAAGGUUACAACUUUAGUAAUUUUACAAUUUUUUUCUUUUAACUUUACAACUUUAUUCUCAUAUUAUUACGACUAUUGUUUUAAAAUUGACUUUGUAAAAUGACGACUUUUUUGUGACAUUACUUUCAUAAUGACUUUCUUGGAGCAUUACAACUGUAUUUACGUAACACUAUAUUCUUGUAAUAUUUUUUCCUAUUAUAAAAUAUUUAUUAUAUUUUGACUUUAUUGUUGUAACAUUACAACUUUAUUCUUCUAAUUGAAAAAAAUAUUCUUAUACCAUUCCAGACUUUAUUCUCGUAUUAGAACAACUUUAUUCUUGUAACAUUACGACUUUAGUAAUGUUCCGACUUCAGUCACAUAAUUUUAGUUCGUUAAGACUUUAUUUUUGUCACAUUACGACUUUUUUCUUAUUACAGCUCCAUUCUUUCACUAUUCUGCCCUACUCUUGUAAGAUGUUAACUUUAGUUAUUUAUUUUUUUUCCUGAUAACUGUACAGACUUUAAUCUCGUAUUAGUACCAACUUAAGUCUUGUAACAUUAUGAAUUUGUACAACUUUAUUCAUGUAAUUUUACAACUUCGUUCUCGUAACAUAAGGACUAUAUUUUUGCAACAUUGCAACUUUAUUCUAAUAGUUUUACAUUUUUCUUCCUUGUAACAGUGCGACUUAAUGCUCGUAACGUUCCAACUUUAGUCACGCAUUUUCUCGACUUCAUUCAUGAUGACUUUUUCUUCCAACUCUCUUGUACUAUUACACCCUUGUAAUUAUGUCAACUUUACUCUUGUAAUAUUGCAACUUUCUUCUUGUAACAAACUUUUUUCUUAUAAUUUUACUUUUUUUUUUCUUGUAAUAUUAGGACUUUAUUCUGGUAACAUUACAACUAUAUGCUCCGGACGUUCCAACUUCAUUCACAUAUUUUUAUGACAGUAUUCUUGUCAUGUUACGACUUUUUCCUUAACAUUACGACUCCAUUCUUGUACUAUUACACCUGCUCUUAUAACGUCAAUUUUACUCGAACAACUUUAUUCUCAUAAUUUUACAAUUUUUUGUUUUAUAAAAAUACAAACUUCUUGGAAUAUAAUGCUUUAUUGUAACAUUACAGCUCUAUUUUCAUGAGUGUGUUAAAUCCAGCGCUAUAUGUGGAGUAACUCUACGAGGAGGCGGAUUAGACCCGUUUUUGGUAAUUUCGUGGAUUUAUGUACAUCGGCACAUUUAAAAAGGGGACAUCUGCACUGGUGUGGGCGUGGUCACAGCCAACUUCAACCCUGUCUAAUCGAAGCGGGUCCUUUUAUUCCUUUUAAAUCCGUCGCAAUAGUCUUGCAAAUCGCGUUAGACCACGUCUGCUGAAACUUAAGACGACAUCCCAGUAAGCGGAAGUUUAGAUGGACUUUAUGACAAAAAUCAAGUGAGGCCAGUUUUUACGCUCGGCCGCAGUUGCGCCGUCUACGAAAAUGGAGCCCAAUGACUAUGCUCGUAGCGUUACAACUUUUUUGUCGAGUAUAUUUUGGUAAAAUUAUGACUUCAUUCUUGCAACUUUACAGGGUUUUCUCGUUAUUUAGAAUUUUUUUUUUCUUCUCCGUGUGAGCCCAAAUCCUCUUUUAAUUUCUCCUGUUUGUGUGUGUUGGUCAGUAUACAGUAUACAGUAUACAGUAUAGUGCUUUUUGUGUGCCCACUGAAGAGGUUCUGGUUACCUGAUGCCACAGCACUAUACUGCAGCGGCGUAAACAUUGUUCAUCACAGUUUGGCCUUACUAGAGCGUGUGCGUUGUUGCGGUCUGCUCACUUUGAAUGUGGGUCCUCGUGUAGUAUUCAACCAGUUUGGAGAACGACCAGACAUUUUACACUACACUAGUUCUGGACUUUUACCUUGAUGGAUGUUUUUCUAAAGGUCUGUGUUGGCACAACUGGAGAGGAUUGAAUGAACACGAUUGUCCCAUUGGAAAGCCCUUUAAGCAUUUAUUCCAUAUUCAUAAAAUCCGUGCACUAGUAUACAGUUUGACCUCACUACUAAGAUAAUUCAGCAUACUAGUAGAAUAGUAUCAAUAUUACUAUACAUAUAAUUUUAUAAUGCCACUAGUGGCACACAGUUGUCAACUAGUGCACAGUUUUGCCUCACUAGUAACAUGUGUUUGUCAUCCUCAUGCAUACAUGCCAGAGUUGUCCGACUAGUGAUGAAUGAGUAAAGACAGUCUACUAGUGUGCUUAACUGUCUUACUAGUGAGGACAAAGAGUACUAGUACGUGGACCUUAAGCUGAAUAUCAAGGAUAUUGAACAAAUGCUCAAUCCUUGAUGUGUGACAUCUUUUGUGAAUAAUUUUCCGAGUAGUGUACAUCUAGCGCUUCCUUAGUAGUACUAGUAGCAGCAGAUGUCAAUUAGUGCACAGUUUUGCCUUACUAGUGACAUGUAGUUGUCCUAUUAGUAUGCCAAACUUGUCCUACUAGUGUGCAGAAAGGUUACAGUAAUGGAGUAGUGUGACAUGUCUGCACACUACUAGGACAACUUUGGCAUACUAGUAGGUCAAAUACUUUUAGUGAGCAUUUUGGUGCUACUAGUAGGGUCCAGGAGGCUACAAGUGGGUGACACAUGCCUACUAGUUGGGCCUAGUAGUGUUUCCAAAAGAGGCAUUAGUAGUAGAAAAAACAUUACUAGUCAGACACAGUGGUUUUCCAGUGGAAGGUACUAGUGCAUUGAACUUAAGCUGGAUAUACGGAGUAAAUGCUCAAACGCCUUUCCAUACAGAUGCGCUUUGUUGAUAUUUGUCAAGUGCAUCUGUAAGCGGACGCUCCUGACAGCUUUUUGUAUCGCAACAUUCCAGUGGGAUGCCUUCACUCGAACCUUCUCACAUGAGCGAGGAGGAGGAGGAGGAGGAGGAGGAGGAGGAGGAGGAGGAGGAGGAGGGAGACGGGCGGGGGACACUGUGGAACAACGGCGUGCGCUUUAGUAACAUAUUCAUCAGGUCGCCACCGGAGGGCAACGCGGAGGCGACAGGCUACCUACUGAGAGAGGAAACUCCUUUCCGAAGCUUUUUUUUUUUUUUUUUUAAUGUACAAGGCGCCUUACCACGUUUUCUAGGACAAAUCCAGGCCUAUGAGCCGUGUGAGACAAUCCGCCAACAUCCCAACUACUCAGGCUCUUUUGUGAAGGGACAUACUAUUCUAGCUCUUUUUCAAGCUUUGUAUGGGCGCACUUCCUCGGGCCUGCAGUUACAUGUAGAACUAUCUGCACACACACACACACACACUAACAAAAUGAAGGACGCUUUAUUUGUGGACUUCACUUGAGACAAAAGCUGCUCUUGCAUGCGGACAACCUACAAGUACAGUGAACCCCCCCCCCCACACACACACACACAUUGUCGUACAUUCCCGUUUAUCGCUGUAGAAUUCACCGAUUCACUGUUUGUGUGCUCAGGCCAAAUCAAAGUGUUGCUUCUGCGGCAACUUGUGGCAUCUUGGUGCCAAAGAACUAUGUUGAAAUAAGUUGAGGAGCUUCAUAUAGUGCUUUGUGUCAUGGAACUAUGUUGAAGUGAGCUGAGGCGCUUCAUGUAGUGCUUUGGCGCCAGUGAACUACAGGUAUGUAGAAGUGAGUUAAAGAGCUUCAUAUAGGUCUUUGGCACCAUCUUAGUGCCAAGGAACAAUGUUGAAGUGAGUUGAGGAGCUUCAUUUAAAGAAAAGUAGUGCUUUGCCGCCAUCUCAUAGCAUCUUGGUACGAAGGAACUACAUUGAAGUGAGCUAAGGAUUUUCAUGAAGUGCUGAGGAAUGUUGAACUGAGUCUAGGAGCUUCAUGUAGUGUUUGCCACCAUCUUGCCGCAUUCUGGUACCAAGGAACUAUGUUAAAAUGAGAUGCAUAGCUUCAAGUAGUGCUUAGGCACCAUCUUGGUGCCAAGAAACUAUGUUGAAGUUACUUGAAGAGCUUCAUGUAGUGCUUGCCACCAUAUUGGUGCCGAGGAAUUAUGCUGAAGUGACUCGAGGGGCUUCAGUAGUAGUGCUUUGCCGGCAUUUUGUGGCAUCGUUUGUGAAUUGUAAACCUUUUGUGGAGGGAGUGUACAUUACUCGCGGAUUGAAAAGCGGGGGUUCACUGUAAAUGAAUACAUGCUUCCGUUCAACAGGGUUCAGCAACAUUUCCAGUGAAUACAAAAAGUCAACAUCCCUCUGUAGAAUGAAACUUCAUAUAUCUCAAUCUCAGUUGUGAAAAAAAAUGAUAAGAAUGACAUGUAUAAUUCAGUUGAAAAACAAUAUUUUAUUGGGGAAAUUUUUUACAGGGGGGGUAGUUUUUGAAUUUUUAUUCAUCUACUAAUAAUAAAUUUGAGGGGGCUCUUGGUUUCACAUUAUUAUCCUGGUGACACAUUUUGCAAAUGACAUUGAGAGGAGUUUGAAUUGUUUUGGAUAAGUGGGCAGAGCCUUUUUCUUAUUUAUUUUUAGUUUUGUUGCCAUCCCAGUCAUCAUCUCCAGAAUUUCAUUGUGAAGAUAAGUUACUUUGAUGGGAAGGACAUAUUGUGUGUCAACGUGGUUUUUCAUUUGCCUUGUAAAAAGAAAUAAUAAUAAUAAUAAUGAGGUAAAUGCUGUAAAAUGGGUAUUUGGACAUGUUGGAACCUAAUAAUAGUAGUGGUGUUCAUUUUUGAUAUGCACUAACAGCAAAGCAACAUACCUCAUUUUGUAUGGAUCGUAACAAGUGUGCAAAGGGCACUGUUGUUCUCUUGAUGGGUACCUUAAAAAGAAAAAAGAAAAAAAAGACUAAUGGCCAAAAGAGUUAUCGAAACUUGGUAGCAAUCUUAAGCCAGCUGAACUCGUAUUAAUUUAUUAACAAAACAAAAAAAAGGGCUGUUUUAACAUUGUGGCUGUUGACGACUAUUGCAAAUUGCUAUGUUCAGGUUAGUUUAAACGCACCUCCAGGGGAGUCGCAGCUUUGUGUUGCAUGUCAAGUGUUGACAGAAAUGCUUCACUGUUCUCAUUUCCACCCAGAUUCUUUUCUUUUUCCUCUGUCGGACCCCUUCGGACAUUUUGCAGCAAACAUGCUCGUCGACACGGGACUCAUUUGUGCUAAUUUCAUUUAUUUACAUCAAUGACCAAAUAAUGUAUGUAGCCUUUCACAUGAUGUAUAUGGUGAUAUAAAUAUAUAUAUUUAACUAAAUGCCUUAUAGACGAGGGACAGUCAACCUGAUUAGAAUUGCCAAUAAAAGACCAAUCAUUACUUCA
Phyllopteryx taeniolatus (common seadragon) is the source of this 11249-nucleotide messenger RNA. RefSeq names its product MINDY lysine 48 deubiquitinase 2 (gene mindy2). The record is from RefSeq and is a predicted model, not a curated record. The transcript is spliced from 9 exons. Gene Ontology annotation, cellular component: cytosol; cell periphery. Gene Ontology annotation, molecular function: cysteine-type carboxypeptidase activity; K48-linked deubiquitinase activity; cysteine-type deubiquitinase activity. Bases 159 to 2015 code for a protein of 618 amino acids. Gene Ontology annotation, biological process: protein K48-linked deubiquitination. Lineage: Eukaryota; Metazoa; Chordata; Actinopteri; Syngnathiformes; Syngnathidae.